Messenger RNA from Pocillopora damicornis (cauliflower coral), 711 nucleotides. RefSeq lists its product as uncharacterized. Lineage: Eukaryota; Metazoa; Cnidaria; Anthozoa; Scleractinia; Pocilloporidae. The record is from RefSeq and is a predicted model, not a curated record.
AUGGCAGAAAGAAUCAAGCUUACAAGAAGACGACAGCAGACGACUAAACCAUUGCUGGAAAGACAAAGAAGAGCGCGGAUAAACCGAAGUCUUGAGGAGCUCAAAAGCUUGGUUUUGUCUGCCUUGUAUCAUGAUAAUGAUCACAACUCCCAAAAGAUGGAGAAGGCCGAAAUACUGGAGCUCACCGUGAAUUUCUUAAAAAUGAUCCGAGGGCAACAAUUGACCGGUUAUUGGAACAAUCCGCAAAGUGAGCCGGAAUCUCAGCAUAGCAACAAUAGAGCAGGAUUAAACGAGUGCGCAGGUAGAGUGCGCAGCUUCGUGGAAAACCAACCUGGAGUGAAUCCUAAACUGCAGGAACAAAUACUUGGAAGUCUGGCGGCGUCUUACAGCUUCAAUUUCCACACUAAUCAGACACUAGUCAACAAGAGCACCUCCGUGUCCUUCCCUCCUGGCCAAGCAGUGUACGUUAGUGGCUUACAAACCACUGCGGAGUCGCCGUGUACCUGUGCCUUUACACCCCCGCCAUCUCCGCCCCUGUCAAGUGCAUUCCGCCCGUAUGACCGCCGUGAAACUACUACAUUGACUGACGCGAGUGGCAAUUCACCAGAAAACUGUUAUUCAACGGCUGACAUCAAAAGAAGCAUGGAAGAGCCAUGUAAACUCCCGCUCUGGAGGCCUUGGAUUCAGUCUUCACAACAAGGACAAAUUUAA